This is a messenger RNA of Colletotrichum graminicola M1.001, 1878 nucleotides long. Its product is annotated as multicopper oxidase. Bases 1 to 1878 code for a protein of 625 amino acids. The record is from RefSeq and is a predicted model, not a curated record. The transcript has 6 exons. Gene Ontology annotation, molecular function: copper ion binding; oxidoreductase activity. Lineage: Eukaryota; Fungi; Ascomycota; Sordariomycetes; Glomerellales; Glomerellaceae.
AUGGCCAGAGCGCGACUCAUGGAUGGCGGCCGCGAUACCGAUGAUGCAAAGCAACUACACGGGGCCAAAGCCCUAAUUAACUUCACGGGCCAGAUGCCAUGCCGCUCCCGCUGGUCGAUUCCAGGGGUCUUCUUUAUAAUGUUUGUACUGAGCUGGUGGCUUCAUUGGCCCAUUACCAAUUCCGUCAAAACGUUGCUCAGAAAAGGAAAUAAGUGUGAUCGAGAGACAGCUGACCAAGUGGUCCGGCGGUACAACCUCACUAUAGGAGCUCGAUGGAUGAACUUAGUGUUUACAGAUGGUGGAUACUGGAGAGGUAUAUUCGUGUGUAACGGCGAGAGCCCCUGCCCGACCUUGUUCGCCGAAGAAGGCGAUAUCGUGGAGCUCAACGUUCAUAACGAUUUAUUCGCCCAAGUAUCAAUCCAUUGGUCCGGGAUGAAUCAUCGAAGGUUUGGCUUUUAUAACGAUGGCACCGGUGGUUUAAAUCAAUAUGGCAUCCUUCAACGCGGAAACUUCACGCAUCGAUAUGACACCACGGGGCACUGGGGAUUGAACUGGUAUGCCGAUCAUACCGGUACGGGUAUCAUGGACGGUGCUCAUGGUGUUGCCUACAUCGCGCCCUCGCCUUCACGACCUCGUCCGUACCGCCAAAUCGCCACGUCUCCUACCGAACUGGUACUAAUACAAGAGGCGGAACGGAACGCUCAGCACUUACUAGUAUGGAACUAUUACCGGCGUGAUGCCGGGUGGCGAGUUCUUGAAAUGAGGAGUGAGGGGACCAAUCUGAAUUGCUAUGACUCCAUCCUUGUCAAUUCCAAAGGCCGCCGCCACUGCCGCCACCUAGAAUACUCUCAUCUUGGUGGCAAGAGGCUAGAUGAAUCCGGCUGUGCCAUAGAGGCAGGGAAUGAGGGUGUCCAGUGCAGCCCCACGGAGGCUGAUUACGAGAUAAUUGAGACGCACGGGAAACCCUGGAUAAUGCUAAACAUUCUGAAUAUCGGCUUUGAACACGCUGUUCAAUUUGCCAUUGACGACCAUCAGAUGUGGAUUGUUGCGAAUGACGGUGGCUUCGUUGAUCCAAAGCUAGUGGAUGUGCUUUACCUCACGAAUGGGGCCCGUUACACUGUUGUAGUCAAGCUUGACCGCGAAGGGGCCGAUUACGCCAUGCGUCUUGUUUCAACAAGCACUCAUCAGAACCUCCACGGAUAUGCCAUUUUGAGAUAUCCGGCCCUGAGAUAUCCGCAACAUGGGGCUCCAAUGUCCAUACAGAAUCCACAAAGUGGCUCGCCACCUUGUGUGAACCCCGAUGGCUCCAUUCACGCCUCAUGCAAUACAACAGCGCCGUCUACUUUGGCACCGCACCCCCCAUCGCCUCCCCCACCUGCCAACAAAACGUUGCAUUUCCGCAUCGGCCAUCAGCCUUCGCGGUAUGAGGAGCACGUUACUGAGUACUAUCUGAACCAGAAGCCCUAUCAGCUCUUCCACGCUCAGAUGAGUCCGUUGCUAUUCCUUAACAACCUGACAGCCAUUGAACCUCCCAUUGUGGGGGACCUUCCUUGGGGCACGACUGUUGACGUGAUCGUUCAUAACUCGAUCGAUGACACAAUGCCGCUGUACAAGCAUGGUGAUCCCAUGUUCCUACUCGGUUCCAAGGCCAAUGCAUCGUGGGAAUGGGACACGGUCCAAGAUGCGAUAGCGGCCGGUAUGGAGGAGCUCGACCUCAAGAAACCAUCACUACAGCUGGUACACGACGUCCCACCCUUAGGCUGGGCAGUGCUACGAUGGAAAAUCCAGGUCAAGGGUGCCACGAUGUUGCACUCGAAUAAGUUUAAGUACUACGCGGUGAGUGUAUCAAUCCUAGUCCCAAACUGUAACGGCAUCUGA